Oncorhynchus gorbuscha (pink salmon) is the source of this 1824-nucleotide messenger RNA. It is a transcript of the gene rnpc3, whose product is annotated as RNA-binding region (RNP1, RRM) containing 3. Gene Ontology annotation, biological process: mRNA splicing, via spliceosome. Gene Ontology annotation, cellular component: U12-type spliceosomal complex. Gene Ontology annotation, molecular function: pre-mRNA intronic binding; U12 snRNA binding; protein binding. Lineage: Eukaryota; Metazoa; Chordata; Actinopteri; Salmoniformes; Salmonidae. The record is from RefSeq and is a predicted model, not a curated record.
GGGAUAUUAGCUAUCAGAAAGGGAUAGCCAAAUACAUCUUUGAUAUUUUGGAUAUCAUGCCGGUGUGGGUUUUGUUUGGCAGGCCGGGAGGAUUUCAGAGGAUGAACUAGCUGGUUUCAUUUCGCUGAUCAAUGUAUAGCGCUAUGGCGGGUGAGGACGAGGAGUUGGUCCAGUCGAGGAAAAGUAGAACUCUGAUCAUCCGCCAUCUCCCUGCUGACCUGUCCAGGGAUGAGAAGCAGGAUCUACUCAAGUACUUUGGUGCCGUGGGAGUCAGAGUGUUCUCUGAUAAAGGAGUACUGAGACACACAGCCUUUGCAACAUUUGCGAGUGAAAAGUCUGCAGCAAAGGCUCUGAGCAGGCUUCACCAGCUACAGAUCCUCAACCAUACCCUGGUGGUGGAGUUUGCCAAAGACCAGGAACAUGUGACAGUGCUGAAAGACCCACCUGUGUCAGACAGUGCAACAGAUGGCAAAGAUGUGAAGAGGAAAAAGGAAGUGACACCACCGAGUAUACCACUAAUAGAGACUGGCACUGCACCCAAACUCGGGUUGAAAUUUCAAUCAAAUCCCAGUCUGAAAUAUUUAUAUCCACCUCCUUCGAAUGGGAUUCUGACAAACAUAACACAUGCCCUUCUGAGCGUACCAAACUUUUACGUUCAGGUCCUUCACCUGAUGAACAAGAUGAACCUACCGUCUCCGUUCGGCCCCAUCACAGCAAGACCUCCGAUGUAUGAGAUGCAUCCUGCCCCCCCUCCACCAAUGCCGCCCCCCUAUCCUCCCCACUACCCCCCCUUACCAGCAGAUGAGAUGGACCUCUCCAGCGAGGAGGGGUCUGAGUAUGAGAGUGGAGAUGACGAGGACAAAGAGAGGAUGAUUCGCCUGAUGGGUCUGGUCAACCAAGCAUGCAAGAGACCUCUGAGAACUAAAGUGUCCUCCAAGAGAAAGAAACCCAAGUUCAAGGACCUUCUCUUUGUCCCCAAGCCUGAAUCUCAGAGUGCUCCAGGGCCCAUCUUGCAGCCAUCAGAUGUGUUUGAGCAGCCCCAACCCUGCGGACAGAAGAAGAUUGAGUUCCACAUUUCAGCAGACGUGUCAGCCAUACUGGAAGGAGGAGGAGGCAACUCCACCCAGCCACAGGAGCCCACUGAGGAGGCUGAAGUAGCAGCUGAGGAGAUGCAGGCCACCACCACUACAGAGGAGGAUCCAGGGGAGGGCUUUGGGAAGAUCUACCCUGCCGCCCAGGCCUCCCAACUGGAGGAGGACAGUGAUGAGGACGAGGAUGUCCCCUCUGAUGUCAUCUCCAGGAAGGAACUGGAUAAGGGACGGCUGUCCAGAGACGAGAUAAAAAGGAUGUCCGUGUAUAAAAAUUAUGAACCUGGAGAGCCGACCAGCAGACUUUACGUGAAGAAUAUCGCCAAGUCAGUAGAAGAGAAAGAUCUGAAAUACAUCUAUGGGCGAUACAUCGACGUUUCAUCUGAGGCAGAGAGAAAUAUGUUUGACAUAGUGCUGAUGAAGGAGGGUCGUAUGAAGGGCCAGGCAUUCGUUGGUCUCCCAAGUGAGAGGAGUGCAGAGAAGGCCCUGAGAGACACCAACGGUUACGUCCUCUAUGACAAGCCCCUCGUCGUUUCGUUUGCCAGGUCUGCCAGACCUAAAGCGGACACCCCAGACCCCAAGAAAGGACCCAAACGAACCCGAUGAACAGGUGAUGGAAUCCUCUGCAAACUGAAGACAACACGUUAGGAAUAUAAUUUCUUCAGUUUUAUUUUAUUUUAAAUAAAAUAUUUUUUAUAUAUGUAUUGUCUGUCUAUAAAUGCCUUCUAGUCCACUG